CACAUCAUCCAUAAAUUGUACGUAAAUUACAGUAGUCUCCGGCCCUUAUUCAAAUGUAAUUCCAAUGUCAUGCGGCAGAUUCCUAUUUCUCUCUCAAUCUCCGGUCAAAAACUCAACCACCUCUUUCAAUUUCACCACUGCCGUCGCCUUAUUUCAACAUCAGUAAUUCCAAUUUGUUUCCCUGGUUCUACUAAUAUUAAGAGAGCAAUGGUCACUGCUAGCAGUAGCCCUUCUUCCUCUAACCCCAAUAAUAAUCGGGGCGGCAGUGAAUUCACAUCUCUAAAAGAAAGAAUCACAUUCGAGAAGGAAAUUAAGAAGAGUAAAUUCAUCGCAAUUGCUGGGCCCGUUUCCGAUGAACGCUCCGCCUUUACCUUCCUUUCCGAGGUUAGAGAUCCACGUGCCACUCAUAAUUGCUGGGCUUACAAGGUUGGAGAUCAAUAUCGGAGUAAUGAUGACGGUGAACCAUCUGGUACAGCUGGCAAGCCAAUACAUUCUGCAAUUGUCUCUUCUGGCAUAGAUAGAGUUAUGGUUGUCAUUAUCAGGUAUUUUGGAGGAAUCAAACUUGGCACUGGAGGAUUAGUUAGAGCAUAUGGAGGAGUAGCUGCCGAAUGUUUGAGGAAUGCCCCGACAUGCCUUGUAAAAUCAAAAGUUCCUAUGGGCUUGGAGGUUUCAUUUGAUCUUUUGGGAGUACUCUACCAUCAACUACAAUCUUUUCAAGUCGAGGACAUCAAGCAGGACUAUGAUACUGGAAAAGACAAUGUUACAAUGGUCACUUUCAAAGUUGAUUUUGAUCGGGUACAAAGUUUGGAAGAAGCUAUCAAGGUAAGUUGUAGCCGUGAUAUUGUGUUUUAUAAGCAUUGAAACACUCGUGUUUUUGGUUUUCCUUUUGGAAACAUAGGGAUCUUCAAAGCUUUCAAGCUCAGCAGAAUGAAUUACAAUUUUAAGAUAAGAGGCAAAUUUCAUCUUUUCUGCAACCUGUUCUUUGCUUAAUGCUACAGUUUUAACAUAUAUCGCGUGGAUCGAUGAUGCAUGUAUGAUAUUAAACUGAUGAGAACAGGUUGUUGCACAUAUUGUUGAUGUACACAAUAAGUUCUAUUUGUAGUGAAAAUUUACACCUGACAGAAGUGGACAAGUCGAUUAUUGAAAGAAUGCAAAGUGUACCUUGGGUUCCUGUAAUUACACUAUUGAAAUAACUUCAGGUAAAUUUUUCUCUUUCUUCAAUCUGACAUAGUUCCAAUUUGA
Messenger RNA from Olea europaea var. sylvestris, 1242 nucleotides. RefSeq names its product IMPACT family member in pol 5'region. Gene Ontology annotation, cellular component: cytoplasm. The record is from RefSeq and is a predicted model, not a curated record. Lineage: Eukaryota; Viridiplantae; Streptophyta; Magnoliopsida; Lamiales; Oleaceae. Gene Ontology annotation, biological process: regulation of translational initiation. The transcript is spliced from 6 exons. Bases 70 to 861 code for a protein of 263 amino acids.